AUGGAGAAAGUGGAAAGGGACAACGGAACAUCAUCAUGGGAGUUCCUCCUGCUGGGAAUGGGGAAUGUCCCCUCACUCCAGGCACCACUCUUCCUCCUCUUGCUCAUGAUCUACUUGUUGACUGUAGUUGGGAACAUCCUUAUCAUUGUGCUGGUGGUGGCAGACCGACACCUGCACACCCCCAUGUACUUCUUCCUGGGCAAUCUGUCCUCCCUCGAGACCUGCUACAGUUCCACUAUCCUGCCCCGGCUGCUGGCCAGCUUCCUGACUGGGGACAGGACCAUCUCUGCUCAGGGCUGUAUAGCCCAAGUGCAUUUCUUUGGCUCUUUUGCUGUUAGUGAGUGUUACCUGCUGGCCAUGAUGUCCUAUGAUCGGUACUUGGCCAUAUGCCAGCCCCUGCUCUAUGCAAGCCUCAUGGCCUGGAAGGUCUCUCUACAGCUGGCAGCAGCAUCUUGGCUAGGGGGAUUCCUUAGCUGUACAGUAGUCACGUCUUUCUUAUCCCAUUUAAGGUUCUGUGGCCCCAAGGCAAUUGACCACUUCUUUUGUGAUCUUACCCCAUUGCUGGAGCUCACCUGCAGUGACACGAGGGUGGUCACUGUAGUAAGUUUCAUCCUGUGUUUCGUGGAUAUAAUCUUCCCCUUCCUGUUCACCCUGGCCUCCUACAUGUGCAUCAUAGCUGCCAUCGUGAGGAUCCCGUCCAGCAUGGGCAGGCAGAAGGCCUUCUCCACCUGCUCCUCUCACCUCACUGUCCUCACUGUUUUCUAUGGCACCCUCAUCAUUGUCUACCUGAUACCCAGAACAGCCUCACUGAGGCAGCUAAACAAAGUCUUCUCCUUUUUCUAUACUAUCCUGACACCUUUGAUCAAUCCCCUCAUCUACAGCCUGCGGAACAGGGAGGUCAGGGAGGCCCUGAGGAAAGCACUCUGGAAAAGCCUGGUUUGCACCCAGAGCUCAUAG
Dromaius novaehollandiae (emu) is the source of this 957-nucleotide messenger RNA. Its product is annotated as olfactory receptor 6P1-like. NCBI's taxonomy places the organism in Eukaryota, Metazoa, Chordata, Aves, Casuariiformes, Dromaiidae. The transcript has a single exon. Gene Ontology annotation, biological process: G protein-coupled receptor signaling pathway. Bases 1 to 957 code for a protein of 318 amino acids. The record is from RefSeq and is a predicted model, not a curated record. Gene Ontology annotation, cellular component: membrane. Gene Ontology annotation, molecular function: olfactory receptor activity; odorant binding; G protein-coupled receptor activity.